GUAUCCGGAUUGAGAAGAUGAUCAGUCAGUCAUCUCCCGAGUGUUUACAUGUGAAUAAGUCUUCCGUGUGAUUUCAAAGUGGCAUUUACAGAGGAUUUCUCAGAACUGUGCUAAAGACACCGACUGACGAUCAAGAUGCUGGACGUGCGAAAGGCUUUCGCUAUUCUCGCGUGCACCGUGGCGAUUCAGGCGCAGAUGAACUGGUGCGAGAUUGAGGAGGCGAGUUGCCAGGGCCAGGGAAGACACAUCGCUUGCGAGAAUACGCAGUUCCCGCAGGGAAAGUGCCAGAACAAGGCGUCCGUGCCCAUCGAUGAGGAUCUCAAGAUUGUCAUUCUGGCGCGCCACAACAGGUAUCGCAGCCAGCUGGCCAUCGGCCACGUUCCGCGCUUCCCGAAGGCCGCCAAGAUGGAGGAGAUGGUGUGGGACGAUCAGUUGGCGUACUUGGCGCAGCAGCAUGUGAAGCACUGCAGCUUCAUGCACGACGAGUGCCGCGCCACGGAGGAAUUCCCCACGGCGGGACAGAAUCUCGCCUUCACGGCCGAGCCCACGGCCAACGUGAGCUAUCCGUCGAUCCUGGACUCGCUCGUGGAUCUGUGGUGGAAGGAGCAUGAGAAGACCAAAGUGACCAUCGUGGACGAGCUGAAGGCCACGGACUCCCUCACAAGUGGACACUUCUCGCAGAUGGCCAAGGAGGCCAACACGCACAUCGGCUGCGGAUACCUGACCUACGAGUACGACGCCGACGAUACGCACUGGUUCUCGCACAUGCUCACGUGCAACUACGCGGACAACAACUGGCUGGGACAGCCCAUGUACACACCCGGCGAUCCCUGCUCGCAGUGCAAGGAGCUCGGCAAGGCGUGCAGCAAGAAGUACCCGGGACUUUGCGCAGCAUCGCUCAUCUAACCAUCUGCAUGUGUUCUGUUUGUAAAAUAAAGUGUAUACGAGCCAACAAUUAAA
This is a messenger RNA of Phlebotomus argentipes, 960 nucleotides long. RefSeq names its product antigen 5 like allergen Cul n 1-like. The record is from RefSeq and is a predicted model, not a curated record. Lineage: Eukaryota; Metazoa; Arthropoda; Insecta; Diptera; Psychodidae. The coding region runs from base 136 to 906 and encodes 256 amino acids. The transcript has 2 exons.